This is a messenger RNA of Anas platyrhynchos (mallard), 4359 nucleotides long. RefSeq names its product vasculin. Lineage: Eukaryota; Metazoa; Chordata; Aves; Anseriformes; Anatidae. Gene Ontology annotation, molecular function: DNA binding; RNA binding. The record is from RefSeq and is a predicted model, not a curated record. Gene Ontology annotation, cellular component: nucleus. Gene Ontology annotation, biological process: positive regulation of DNA-templated transcription; DNA-templated transcription.
UCUACUGGUCUCUUCCGCCCGCAUCCGUGGGAAGAUCGUAACGCAUGCAUCUUUCAGUGGUGUCUGGGAUGGUUUGUAUGAUCACGGCCUGAGCGUUCGUUUCAGUAACUGGUUCUGGCCACUCGGCGGCUUGUACCAGAGUACGGCCGCUGGGGCCAGUAAGGCUGCGCCGCCGCACAAUUCAUUACGUCGGUGCUGGGAACUCCCGCGGGCGAGGCAGGACGCACGUUAAGGAUUUCCCCGCCGUCCCGCGUUGAACGUUCGGGAUUGUUCUCAUAACGUCACGGCAGAGAACUCCUGCAGGCGAGGUGGGGUCGCAUACCUCGUCGGCGGCCGGUAAUUUGGAUUACAGAGAGAGCCCUGGAUGUUUGGCUUGUUUUGCCUUAGCUGGUAGGGAGGAAGAAUGGUGGAGAUCGACCUGCUGUAGUUGCUUUUUUUUGAAAGUGGGGAGAUAUCGGACACUGAUUGUGGAUUAUUUGUCCAAGUGUAUCCUCCUGAAAAGGCUUCUGGAACAAUCAGUAGGCAUCUGGAAAGUGAAUUGGAAGUUGUGAGCUUUCUCUUUCUAGAAGCACAGAGCGCUUCACCCUUGGACACUUCACAUGUCAUGGAUACAUGGCUGAAUGUAUCAAGUUUGGAAUGCUUUGGUUGUCAAAAUAAUGUGCUUCUUGGUUUUUAGUUACUUUUUUUCUUCCAAGCGAUGUUCUGUCUGAGUCAUAGGCAUAACCAGUUUUGUGAACUGACUCCAGAUUAAGUGCAGCCUGAGUUACUGUGUAGAUGUUGCUGAAAAGUUUCAUGGCAGAUAUUUUUACACACCCUCCUUUUUUUUUUUUGAUUUUCUAAUAUAGCCUUUUGUCAUUUUGCACUAAGACCUAUUUUCUAAAUGAAAAACGUAACAGUAAUUUGUUUGUAAUUACUUCUGUUGAAAAAUGUUGUUGCCGGUAUGCAAUAGAGUGAUAUCCAGAUAGCUGUUGUUUACAGAUGUCUCUGCUCUCUGAAAUUAGGAAAUGCUAUUUAGUUCAGAUAUAAUUUAUUUUUUUUUUUGGCUUUACAGUUUACAGUAUAAAAAGUGUAUUUAUUUCAUCUGGAGUUGAUGCUUCUUAUAGUGAUAUGUAUAUGGAAUAGAUGAGAGGAGAAGCCUUAAGAAAGAAACACAAACUUCUUAAGUUAGAGACUUAGCAAGCUUUGUAAAUAGCCUUGUGGAAUCUGUAAGCAAGAAGGAUGGGUAGCUGAUUGCUGUGAUGUCAAAUUCAUGUCAAACAGCUACGAAUGUAGUAUCAAUAGCUUGUGAUAUUAUCUCAAGGAAAACAAACUGGAAAAACAUAAAUCACGUGGUGCUAACGACACCUUGUGUGGUCCUCUUGGAUUAGGCUUGAUUUCAGCUGAAUUGCUACUGCCUCAAGGAAAAUUAAGAUGGAUGGAACAACUUAAUUCAGAAGGACUUGCCAUGGGGUGCUGAAGCCUUGUCUCAUUGAUUCAGAGAGACUGGACCUAAAUGGCGCAGCAUGACUUUGCUCCAGCCUGGCUUAAUUUUCCUACUCCACCAUCAUCAACAAAGUCAUCACUGAACUUUGAGAGACAUUCUGAAAACAUUUUGUGGACAGAGAAUCAUUAUGAAGUAAAUCGCAGAAGACACAACUCCUCAGAUGGGCUUGAUUCUAACGUUGGACGACAUUAUGGAGGGCAUUUUGGAAGAAAAGAGAAGAAUGGUUGGCGUUCACAAGGCAGAAAUGGUACAGAAAAUAUAAACUAUCGUGGGGGAUACCAUGGCGGAGGUUCCCGUGCUCAUACCAGCACUUCCCACUGUGGAAAAAUCCAAGGACUGCAUGAAAACAAUGUACCUGAUAAUGACACUGGGAAAAAGGAAGACAAGGAAGUACCUAAACAGUUUGAGGCUGAGGAUUUUCCAUCUUUGAAUCCUGAAUAUGAGAGGGAACCAAACCAGAAUAAGUCUUUAGCUGCAGGUGUGUGGGAGUAUCCCUUGAAUCCCAAAUCUAGAUCUUCAAGAAUGCUGGUCAUUAAAAAGGGCAGUACAAAAGAACUGCAAAUAUCUGGAUUCCCUCUACUAGGAAGUCUUCAUUUACAGCCAGUAAAAAAUGGAACUGGCACAAGUGUUUAUAAAGGAUUAGUCCCUAAACCUGCCACUCCACCCGCAAAGACUACGCAGUGGAAAAGCCAAGCAAAAGAAAAUAAAACUGGGAUUCCAUUUUCUCAUGAAUCUACAUAUGGUAUUGGCAAUUUCAGUCCUUUCAAAUCGAACAACAAGGCAUUUCCUGUAUCACAGAAUUCAGUGAAAGAGUGUAAUCAGUCAAAUUCUUCAUCCCCUGUUGACAAAGUUGGUCAGCCUCAUUUAACAAAGUUGACAAGAAUGCGGACUGAUAAGAAGAGUGAAUUUUUGAAAGCAUUGAAACAAAGAGUGGAAGAACACGAAGAUGAAAAUCAUGCUGGGCGAGAGAAGGAUGACUCCUUUAACUUGCAUAACAGCAACAGUCCUCGUCAUGAGAGAUAUAUAAAUCAAAACUUUGAAAAUGAAAUUCCGCAAGAGAAUGGCAAUGCUUCAGUUACAUCUCAACUAGUCAUUAGAUCUUCAACUUUUCCUCAGGCAGAUGUUCUUUCAAGCUCACUUGAGGCAGAGCAUAGGUUGUUAAAGGAGAUGGGCUGGCAGGAAGAGAGUGAAAAUGAUGAAACAUGUGCUCCACUAACAGAGGAUGAGAUGAGGGAAUUCCAAGCCAUUAGUGAACAGUUACAAAAAAAUGGCCUUCGGAAAAACGGCAUUUUGAAAAAUGGCCUUAUCUGCGAUUUUAAAUUUAGCCCCUGGAAAAACAGCACUUUCCAACCUGCUCUGGAGAAUGAUGAUUCUGAGACAAGCAGCAGUGAUACAUCAGAUGAUGAUGAUGUGUGAAGAUUUCUGUAACAUCUGUAGAUGCUCGUUUUGUUCUCAUGAAAAUAUGGGGAUGUAUUGUUUAAAACAAAUCUUAAUUUAUGCAGUAACAUGCCUCAUUAGAGGAAGAUUGAUGGGACUUCUCUCUGAAGAAAGCAAGGAACGUUGUGUUGGGUGUGUUGAACAUUGCUAUAAUUUCUUUGUAAACAAAUGUUUUAGAAUGAGGACUUAGGUUGACCCAGCAUUGACUUUCUUCCUCACUGCAGCAUUUCUGACUAGCAAUGUGACAAUGUAACAAAUCAGACUUUCUCAUUUAAUAAUAAAAACAAAAAGAAUUGCAAUAUCUUGCAAAGCUUCUGUCUUAGUGUCCAAGUAUAGACUUGAAAAAAAAAAGCAGCUUAACACAGUUUUGCUUGUCAUUUCUUUCUUACAAUGGAAAUCCUCAAAUCCACUUUGUAUGCAAAAAGGGCAAUGUAGAGUGCUGUCUAAAAUGAGCGAAGUACACUAAAACUCUUUUCCUUAAUUUAUCUGUUCUACUUCUUCCACACAUAAUUGUUCUUUAGCUAUUGUAGUGUAGUCAUUGUUAUUAAUGGCAAAAAGACCUGAUGUUACGGUUCCAAAUUUCUAGAAGUAACCUUUAAAUUGAAAGCUUUAUGGGUUAUUGCAAGACCCAAUAUGCCACAGUGAACACAUUCUUGUGGGAAAAUAAGUACUUUGAAUUUACUAUUCACCAGCAGAAAAAUAAUAAAACUGACUGGAUUUGUCCACUAUAUGGAAAAUAAACUGUUUUACAGAGUAUUGUCUCAGUGCAUAGCAUUAAGGGUAUUGUUUUUAAAUCUAGUAAGUUUUGUUUGCAUUUAUAUUAAAUGUACUCUGGCAGGAGUCAUUGCAUUUCAGAAUGACAUAAAGAUGUUUUUAUCACCAGCUCUUGCUUUGUAGCAGCAGAAGUAUAUCUAUGCAAUAAGCAUCUGUUUUGAUUAUAUAUUUUCCACAAGGUUGUGUAAACUAUGUAGCGUUAAUCCAUGAGCACAACUGCUCUCAGUGAUGUCACAUACACUUAUAGUACAGCUUAUAUAGACAUUCCUCGUCAAGGUAUUUUUGAAUUGCACUACUUUUUAUAGUAAGUAAUUCACAAUUUUAAACUCUAAAGCAAAAAUAUCAAGAUGAGCUUUUGUCCAUGUUUAACUUUUUUAGGAAAAACCUUUUUAAAUAAGGUGACAUCUAACAAUUUUGGGCCAAAGAUGUAGCGUGUUUUUCUUUUUCCUUUUUAUUAGUUUAAAUAAGGGGGGUUAUUCAAUACAUUGUUUUUUUUUCAUUUCUUUCUUUGAACAAACAUUCAAAUGUUGGUGUAGUUUAUUUUGGCACAAUGUUUUCAAAUAUGCCAUUUUGUUGUCUUAAUUUUAGAGGAUAAAAAUGUUUGUUUUUUUGAAGAGAAAACUGCUGUAUCAGUAAUGAAGUCUUUCCUACUUGUAUGCCUUAAA